Messenger RNA from Sphenostylis stenocarpa, 798 nucleotides. NCBI's taxonomy places the organism in Eukaryota, Viridiplantae, Streptophyta, Magnoliopsida, Fabales, Fabaceae. The record is from the annotation of a GenBank genome assembly.
AUGGCCACCAACUCUCUUCAUUACUCCAUCCACCACCACCACCAUUCCCUCCUCAGACGCCACCACAACCCUUCAGACACCCCUCCCCCCACAUCACUUUUCCUCAAACCCUCCACACCCACCACACACCCCAACUUAACUCUCUCCCACCACACUCCUUCUAACUCUCACAUCACUUUCUUUUCCCUCUCCCAAACCACACACUCCUCCUCCACCUCCCAAACCACCCCCUCCUUUGACCUCCUCCGCCAACACCUCUCCUCAAAAAGCUUCCAGCUAGCUGAUGAAGAGACGCGUCGUCUUCUCAUCGUGCUUGCAGGCGAAGCCGCGCAGAAGCGCGGCUACGUGUUCUUCUCGGAGGUGCAGUUCAUAUCGGAGAGCGACCUCAUAACCAUUGACACCCUUUGGAGGGAGCACAGUGGCAACAAAUUUGGGUACAGUGUGCAGAAGCGGAUACUGGAGAAGGCCAAUGGGGACUACACAAAGUUCUUCAUCAAGGUGGGGUGGAUGAAGAAGCUUGACACUGAGGUGGAGCAAUACAAUUACAGGUCUUUCCCUUCUGAGUUCACCUGGGAGCUCAAUGAUGACACCCCGGAGGGACACUUGCCUCUCACAAACGCACUCAGAGGGACACAGUUACUCAAUAAUGUUCUCAACCAUCCAGCUUUUGCUGAUACUAACAAAGAACAAGAAGAUGUUGAUAACAAGGACAAUGGGGCACUCACAGGAUCAAAGGAUAAUAGUUCAUCUUCAAAGACAUUGACUCAGACGAUCUUUAAACCAGAUUAUAGCUUUUGA